Molecule: messenger RNA, 693 nt
Organism: Talaromyces stipitatus ATCC 10500
Lineage: Eukaryota; Fungi; Ascomycota; Eurotiomycetes; Eurotiales; Trichocomaceae
Product: GNAT family acetyltransferase, putative
Exons: 2
Coding region: 1-693 (230 amino acids)
Molecular function (GO): acyltransferase activity, transferring groups other than amino-acyl groups
Source: RefSeq, a predicted model, not a curated record
AUGGUUACUGCAAAAAGCAACCUCCAAUUCCGUACCGCAACUCCAGAAGAUGCACCCGCAAUCGAACAACUAGUGCAAUCCGCUUUCCGCGCCGCUGACAUUCGGCAAGACUGGACUGCCGACAUGGAGCUCAACAUCCGUUUCCGGAUCGAAGUUGACGAGGUCAUGCCCCGGAUCACGAAUCCAGAUAGCGCGAUUGUGAUGGCUUUCGCCAGGGGCGACGGUGGCAAGGAACUUCUCGUGGCAUCACUUGAAGUCACCAAGCGCAGCGAUGAGCUCGCUCGUCUUUCCAUGUUGGCUGUAGACCAGCAUCAUCAACGCGGUGGAAUUGGACGUGAGAUCCUGUCCUAUGCUGAAGCAUAUUGUCAAAAGACAUGGGGAGUGACGAAGUUUGGAUUGGAUGCGCUUUCGACACGCGAGGCUUUGAUUGCUUGGUACAUCCGUCGUGGGUAUCAGAAGACCGGGGAUACGGCGCCGUUCCCUGUUGACAGGUUUAGUGAUUUGGCAUUGCCAGCGGAUUUGUGUUUUGUGCAGCUUGAGAAGGAUCUGGGAGAGGCAUCAGUAGAACCUGGCUAUAACGAACCGGAGGCCUUUCAAUUGAAUGCUCUUCAGUUCCAUAUCAAAGUCAUCCAAGCUGAUAUUAGUGGAAAUACGGAGCACGCUUUCUGUCGUUAUAGCCAGGUUCUACUGUAG